Messenger RNA from Numida meleagris (helmeted guineafowl), 896 nucleotides. RefSeq names its product THO complex 7 (gene THOC7). Gene Ontology annotation, cellular component: THO complex part of transcription export complex. The record is from RefSeq and is a predicted model, not a curated record. NCBI's taxonomy places the organism in Eukaryota, Metazoa, Chordata, Aves, Galliformes, Numididae. Gene Ontology annotation, biological process: mRNA processing; mRNA export from nucleus.
AUGAAGUUAUCCGCAAGCGGCUUCUAAUUGAUGGCGACGGAGCUGGGGACGACAGGCGGAUCAAUCUGUUGGUGAAGAGUUUCAUCAAGUGGUGCAAUUCUGGAUCUCAGGAGGAAGGUUACAGUCAGUACCAACGAAUGCUGAGUACUUUAUCGCAGUGUGAAUUUUCAAUGGGAAAAACCCUUCUGGUAUAUGACAUGAACCUGAGAGAGAUGGAAAAUUAUGAAAAAAUCUAUAAGGAUAUAGAAAAUAGUAUAGCCGCAGCACACGAGAAGAUUUCUGAAUGCAAGAAACAAAUCCUGCAAGCGAAAAGAAUUAGAAAAAAUCGCCAGGAAUAUGAUGCAUUGGCCAAAGUCAUACAGCACCAUCCAGACAGACAUGAAACACUGAAGCAGCUAGAAGCUUUGGGAAAAGAACUUCAACAUCUUUCUCACAUUAAAGAAAACGUUGAAGAUAAGUUGGAGCUGAGAAGAAAGCAGUUUCAUGUUCUCCUGAGCACCAUCCAUGAGCUUCAGCAAACACUGGAAAAUGAUGAAAAACUUUCAGAAGCUGAAGAAUCUCAAGAAACUCAGAUGGAAGCAGAGGCCAAACAGUAAAUAUUGUGAAGACUACUGAUGAUGCUCUUGAAGAAUAAUGCAUACGACUUCACUUUGUGUUCCAGCCAAUAGUAAAAGAGCAGGAGCUAAAAACUUCCUAUUGCUUCUGUGAACUUUAAUACACAGGUACUUGUUUUGCUUAUGCUCCAGGUGCAAACAGUUCCAGAUCUGUAAAGCUGAACACUUUGUGUUAAUCCAUAAACUUCGACAAGACAUAUGUUUUGGCUUACAAAAGGUGAAUCUUCUGUAAUUGUGAACAAAGGUGUUUGCAAAUCAUUAUCAAUAAAAGGUGUUUACAAA